UCUUAAUAAGCUUUGUGGAACAUAUAUAACAGACAGACUUGUAGUAGAUUAACGGCUUGGUAACCCUACUGAUAAUUAAUGAAAAUAUAAUUAAGUGGUAGCCAAUAAAAUUUCGGAAAAUUCAAUAGUUUUAAUAAAGUUUGUGUGAGUUGCCGAAUUUUCAGCAAAUUUAAUACUUCUAAUAAAUUCUACGAUAGAAGGUUUAUAUUAUGCCUUCCGGGGUUUAUCAACCAACAACUGUUUCUUAUGAAACUAGAAAUGGUUCUGGUCCUUUAGGACUAUUAGGACCAACAUCUUCAGUGGAUUCACCUUUGCGUGUAUUUCGCAAACCUCGUCCGCAAGUGGCGUUGUUAGUAUUUGGUGUGAUAUCAUUAGCAGCUGGUAUUGCUAUGCUAACAAGCAGUAUUGCUGAUUGGAUGGAGGGUGAUGAAUAUGACACAACUCAAUCAGAAAAUGAUAUCAGUACGUGUGAACCAUCACUUGGUUUAUUAUUAGGUGGUGUUUUUAUGAGUUGCGUUGGUUUUACAGCUAUUGGUAUGUACAUUAAAGUAGCUGAUUGGCGUCGUAAUUGUGUCUGUCCUUGUCCGCUCUUGAAUAAAAAACAAACACUGGCACGUCAACUGCAAAGUCAGAGUAAUGGAGAAUGUGGCCAAGGAGCUAUUGCAUUAAAUCCAUCAACAGAUCCACUCGUUUCACAUACACAAUAUGCUCCAGUUUCUGAAUUGCCUUCGUUACGUGCAGAUGAUGAAGAACGAAGAAAUUUAAUGCCUGAUAGCAAGGAUUGCUUAAGCAGUGCUGAAGAAUCGGACCGUAUGCUUGAACCGGAUCCGCGUAUUGUACUCAGGCCAAUGGGACGAGUAGAAGAUGCUUAAUGUAAUUUACACAGAAAAUCUCAAAACGAAAAAUAUUCAUAAAUAAUUUAUAUAUAUUUUUUUACUUCAUUAAAUACUCGAAUUUAUGUAUAAGGUUAUAACUUGGAAUCAAAUUCAAAUUUAAUAAUUUUUACUGUGUCAUAACUUUAGUAGUUAUAGAUAAUAUCAAUAAUUAAGUUCAUAUCAUGAAAGACGAUUUUUUAAACAAUGUAUUAAUGCAAUAAUUGUGAAUAAGCUAAAAAAUGUUUUUGCUAUUUUAAGUGUGCACUUUUAAUGUACAGGAUACAUUAUUACAUUAUAUUUUACUUUAAAACAACAAUAUCUAAAUGUUAAAUAAAUAAUGUACUUAAAUGAAAUUUCACUCAAUAACUGCAAUUCGUUAGAUAUGCACGCAAGCUCAAUUUAAAUUAUUUACAUAUAUAAAUACUAAUUAGAUUAUAAAAUGAAUUAAGAAACCCAAAUUUAUUUCGAAAUUUGUAUAAAUACGCGCAAUAAAAUUGGAAAGCUUUUAUUAAACUAAGAUUUUAUUAUAUGAUAUUAUUAUAAAUUAAUUUUGCUUUUGACUUUUAUUACAUUUAAGAUGUUCAACAUUUAUAUUACUCAUUACGUUAGACUGUUUGCUUAGUACAAAAUUUUAACAUAUAUAUCUAUAUAUUUCUUAUUACUUAAGAUUUAAGUUCCCUUAAUGUUUUUUUAAUUCAAUUAUAUAUUAUUGAAAAUGUUUUGUAUGGUAAAUUUUGUAAGUAUCACUUUAUAUAUACUAAACAUAGAUUUUAUUUGUAUUUAUUUAUUGAUUUGUGUUGUAUUUGUAUUGGUGGUGUAUUUUGUUCCACUGGUAAAUGUUUUUUUUUUGUUAGAUUUAAAAUGUCUAAAUAUUUUUUACUAUAUGUAAUAUUCUUUGUUAGUUAAUAUUGUUUUUUUAUCUUAAACAAUUUUAUAUCAAGGAAACUAUAUUGUUUUCGAAAUUUGGUUCAUGAUAAAUAAAUCAAAACACAAUUCU
Messenger RNA from Teleopsis dalmanni, 1872 nucleotides. RefSeq lists its product as uncharacterized. Lineage: Eukaryota; Metazoa; Arthropoda; Insecta; Diptera; Diopsidae. The transcript has 5 exons. The record is from RefSeq and is a predicted model, not a curated record. The coding region runs from base 210 to 872 and encodes 220 amino acids.